GGGACGGGGGGUUACAUGGAAUCUCGUUAUAGCGGGCCAACCGGGUCCUCCACGCCAUCGCGAAAAUACACGAUGCCUAUCUAAUCUACUAGCUUAGAUCGCCACAGCAAAAUGGAUGUGUCUCAACGGUACAUCUCUACUGAAUCAUCACCAAUGGACAAUGAAAGCUUUCCGGGUUGACUCACAUUGUCGUGCAAGCCGUCCGUGGCUUUCCCUCCAUCAUGAACGGACCACGACAAAAAGCCCUGAGGAACCCACCUAGAUACAACCUGCCAGCCUCGCAAUAGCAACAAUCUCUUGCAAUGGCCACGAGAUACCUCUUCCAUGCUCUGGAAGAGCUGGGCCUCAUCUCCCUUUGGGGAUCUGAUAUCAAUGUCAAGAUCCUCUGCGCUCAGCGAUUCGUUCGACUUUUUGCCUACGGAGCCACCACGCUCAUCCUCGUCGACUACCUCGCUUCUCUUGACAUUUCGAAGGCGAAGAUUGGGCUGUUCAUGACAUUGACCCUCGUGGGAGAUGUCAUUAUCAGCUUAGUGUUGACGCUGUUCGCGGAUAAGCUGGGUAGGAAGGCGAUUCUGGCGGUGGGCGCGGUGUUGAUGGCGAGCAGCGGGGUUGUGUUUGCACUUUCGAGCAAUUAUUGGAUAUUGUUACAGGCUGCGGUUGUGGGUGUCAUCAGUCCUGGGUAGGUCAUCUGUGCCAACCAGACUCGAGCCUUCAAAGAACUGAUAUAUGUUUUGCAGAGGGAAUGAAAUCGGGCCCUUUCGGGCAAUCGAAGAGUCGACUCUUGCGCAGCUUGUCCCCGCCACGAAACGGGGAGAUAUCUUCGCCUGGUACACGUUGCUUGGGACCAGUGGAACAGCGCUAGGAUUUGCGGCAUCGGGGGGGUUUAUCGAAUAUAUGAGAAAGGGUUUAGCUUGGGGCAAUAUCGAUAUUUAUAGGACUUUGUUCUGGGUAUACGCUGGAUUCGGUAUUGUGAAGCUAUUCCUGGUCUUGUGUCUGGGAAGCGUGGUUGAAGCUGAGAGAAAAAUUAUUGCCCCGCCUUCGUCUCUAGACCCAGAGGCAGCGCCUCUUCUUGGGGAUGCUGUUAGAGAGAUUGAACCAAAGCAGUCUAAACUGCGCUCCCUCUUGCCAGAGAUUAGCAAAGGAAGCUGGUUGAUUGUGGUCAACUUGGCCCUUCUAUUUGCUCUAGAUUCGUUUGCUUCUGGUUUGGUCCCACUGUGAGUCCUUUUUGAAUUAUUAUUCAAGAUGAAUUUUGGCUAAUUGGUUUAGAUCAUGGGUUUCUUUCUUCUUUCAGAAGAAAUUCAAACUCUCAGGAGGAACUCUAGGCGGCUUAUUUUUCACAACGAAUAUUAUCAGUGCCUUAUCUAUGCUCAUCGCCUCUUCCAUUGCGAAGAGAAUCGGAAAUGUCAAGGUAGGUCCUAUAAAUCAUUUCAUCAUUUGCUCUGGGUCCUGACAAGCAACAGACAAUGGUUUUUACUCACCUCCCAUCAUCGAUAUUUCUGUCCUUGAUACCAGUCCCUUCUCCGCUACCUUUAGCAAUGAUAUUCCUCAUACUGCGCUCCUGCACGGCAUCGAUGGAUGUAGUGCCUCGCACCGCCUUUCUUGCUGCAGUUGUUCUUCCUAACGAACGAACAGCUGUUAUGGGGGUGAUAAAUGUUGUAAAGACAGCCUCUCAGAGCCUUGGGCCUCUUACUACUGGUAUAUUAGCUCAAAACAAGCUUUUCUGGGUGUCUUUUGUAACUGCGGGGGCUUGUAAGGUUACAUAUGAUAUUGGUAUCCUAGCUCUCUUUGCGGGACACAAGACUCACGAUGAGCUUGCCGAGGAGCGACGACAAGAAGCACGCGACGAGGCAGAGAGAUCCAGGGAGAGUGGUAAUCAAGAAGAGCUAUGAACUGAGACAGGCUUUUCAGGUAGUAAUCGCCUCCAGAGCCCAUCAGCUGAUGAACUUUCUUCUACUCCGAACAAAAUUAUAUAUCAACGAAUUAACAUACACGAAAAUUAACAUUACAGUAACUAUGAUUUUAAUACAAAAUCAAUUUGGGUCACUACCAAAGGUCACUUCAACACCGUAUACAUAUCGCGCAACAUACACACAUAUUAACGUAUGGAAACCUCGAUUUCCUGGUGUCUUCGAGAAGUCUGUGACUUUUUGACUGUCUCACGCUCUUAUCAGCUUUGAGGGUACACAUCAGCUCUACUUCCAUAACACAGAAUCACAGGCUCUAGAUAUACAAAAAGAAAAGCGGCACUAGACCGAUUUCAAUGUUCAGCCUGCAGGUAAAAUGGCUGAUUAUAAAUCUGGGGAACGUCAUAAAGCCAAAAGAUCCGAAUGGAAAAACGUGGAGAUAUACUUGAACUGAGCCAGGUGUUUGGAUUGGCCAUUUCGUCGUGUUUUAGAGCUAUCACAAGACAUUCCACCCAAGUUCCGAAAGUAGCACAGUUGUGACAAAGUUUG
Messenger RNA from Hymenoscyphus albidus, 2453 nucleotides. NCBI's taxonomy places the organism in Eukaryota, Fungi, Ascomycota, Leotiomycetes, Helotiales, Helotiaceae. The record is from the annotation of a GenBank genome assembly.